Messenger RNA from Exophiala spinifera, 1488 nucleotides. RefSeq lists its product as uncharacterized. Gene Ontology annotation, biological process: transmembrane transport. Bases 1 to 1488 code for a protein of 495 amino acids. Gene Ontology annotation, cellular component: membrane. Gene Ontology annotation, molecular function: transmembrane transporter activity. NCBI's taxonomy places the organism in Eukaryota, Fungi, Ascomycota, Eurotiomycetes, Chaetothyriales, Herpotrichiellaceae. The transcript is spliced from 4 exons. The record is from RefSeq and is a predicted model, not a curated record.
AUGUCUGAUAGCCCAAAGGAUCCUUCGACUGAAAAGCCCAUCGAAACCAUUCAUUUGGAGAAAGGCGACGAUGCUUCCUUGACGUCGUCGAAGGCCGAAGGGCUUGAACCUCAGGGAGAAGAGCCAGAUUGGUCUCCAGAGGAGGAGAGCGCACUGGUUAAGAAGCUAGACUUCCGUGUCUUCCCCAUGCUGUGUACAGUUUUUGGUCUCAGCUUGCUCGACCGGACCAAUAUUAGUACUGCUUAUAUUGCCGGCCUGGCUGAAGACCUCGACCUCCACAUAGGAUCUCGUUACUCUAUCGCCUUGCUGGUGUUUUUUGUGGGGUACGCGAUCUUUGAGCUGCCUAGCAACUGGAUAAUACGCAGACUUGGAGCUCAACUCUGGCUCAGUUUUCUGAUCAUUUCUUGGGGUCUUGUCGUUCUCUGUACUGGAUUCGUUCAAUCUUGGAAGACUUUGACGGUCUGCAGAGCGUUGCUGGGGAUAUUCGAAGCUGGGUUGUUCCCGGGAGCAGUGUACAUCAUCGGUUCCUGGUAUCGUCAAUACGAGACUGCAAGGCGCGUGUCCCUGUUCUACAUGGCAUCCUUGUUGGCAUCUGGCUUUGGUCCAAUUCUCGCGUACGCACUGUCUCUAAUCAGGGUCGGCAAUGGUGAUUUCCGCCGAGGCUGGCGAUGGAUCUUCAUCAUUGAAGGCAUCUUCACUGUUGUGGCUGGUCUUGUCGCGCCCCUCUUUCUUGUCGAAUUUCCUGAGAGAGCUAAGUGGCUUACACCUCGACAAAAGCAUAUAGCCUCUGCCAGGCUGGUGACCGACAAGAAGUCCAAGGAGUAUGUCCAUCCCACGCUUAAAGAGAGUAUGAAGAUGCUGCUGGAUUGGAAGCUCCUCAUCUACUCUCUGCAAUAUUUUGUCUGUGCAUCCUCGGUCUAUUCGCUGGCGUACUUCAAGCCCAUCAUUCUGAGACAGGGAAUGGGCUUUAGUUAUGCGAUGUCGCAGGUUUUGGCAUCGCCACCAUAUGUCUUUGCCAUUAUCAUGUCACUGAUCAUGGCUUGGGUGUCUGACAAAUACCGAACGCGCUGGACCGUGCUAUGUGCGCAGUCUUUCACAGCCGUUGUGGGCCUCUUGAUCGUGCUGUACGCAGAGGCACCCGGUGUUCGGUACUUCGGACUUUACCUUGCUAUCUUUGGCACGCAAGCCAAUGUCCCCGGAACGCUAUCGUACGGCCAGAGCAACACUGCUGAGAUAAGGAAGAAGGGUGUUGUGGCUGCCGCCAUGAUCAGCGUAGGUGCAGCGGGAGGAAUAUGCGGGAGUACGAUUUUCAAAUCGAGUGAUGCACCGAGAUAUAUACCGGGUAUGUGGGCCACCAUUGCUAUGCAAUUGGCGUACUCGGUUUCCACGUUCGGGCUCAGCAUGUAUUUGAAGCGACAAAACAGACUUGCCGACGAGGGGAAACGACCAGCAUUGGAGAAUGUCGAAGGUUUUCGAUACGCGCCCUGA